AUGCCCAUCACAGCGGAGAGCUGGCAACGAGCGACGCAGAACUGGACGGCGGAUGAGAUCUCGCGCGGGAGGCGUCUCUUGGACUCGAACGGCCAUGUCGUUCCCGCGGCGGUAGCCAUGCAAGAGGAAGAUGAAAACAUCAUCUCCUGCAUCCGAUACGAGAACGCGUACUAUAUCACCAGUGCAGAUCUCUUCGUGUGCUACCGCUUCCAGACUGGCAUCAACGUAACCGACAGGAAAAUGCGGGCCAACAUUCGCAGAGGAUGGGAUACAAGACCCGCUAUCAAUUAUGGAUUCCUUGUCGUCGGUCCUGCGACGCAUUCUGAGCUGCACGUGCGGCUCCAGACGUGGUUUACCAGACGAGACUCGUACAAGCUGUUUGCUUGGGAGAGCUGUGGGGCUGCUUUGGAAGUCAUCACAGAGAAAUUGGCGGAUCGCGGUCACAUUAACAUCUCUGCGACGAGCGAGACGAGAAACUUGUUGACCGAAUCGCUGAUACGUGCUCCGCAACCAUCUCUCAUGACACAUCCUCCCAAUGAUCCUCAAGGUGCCUAUUUCAGCAUGCCAGCGAUAUCCGAUGCGUCUCAGCAAGUCGUACAAUUAUGA
This is a messenger RNA of Serendipita indica DSM 11827, 606 nucleotides long. Lineage: Eukaryota; Fungi; Basidiomycota; Agaricomycetes; Sebacinales; Serendipitaceae. The record is from the annotation of a GenBank genome assembly.